This is a messenger RNA of Alternaria rosae, 904 nucleotides long. RefSeq lists its product as uncharacterized. The transcript has a single exon. Bases 248 to 802 code for a protein of 184 amino acids. The record is from RefSeq and is a predicted model, not a curated record. NCBI's taxonomy places the organism in Eukaryota, Fungi, Ascomycota, Dothideomycetes, Pleosporales, Pleosporaceae.
CCAUUCCCUACCCGACGCUUCAUCAUCAACACACGCCGCCCCGAUUACGCAUGGCAUCGACCAUACCACCAACGUUCGGUUCGACAUUCACGACAUCUAGCGAUGAUGCGAACCGGUGACAGACCACCCUGACGGGGCCCGAGGGCUUUCGCUCGGUCCCCGCAGCCUCAACUUAGCAGAACGGCAAACGGCGCUUCCGCUUCAGCGCCGCCCAUCUCCCUGCUCAACCCACUGCGCAUAUCAUAACAUGCCAUUACAUGAAGAUGCGAUGUGCAUCGAGGGAGGAUUGGUCAUCUACUGGCGAUGGCAGAGAAGGGCAAAGGGUCACCAAGUUACCACGGCCUUGUUUGGGCGUCUUUAUACCGCUCUCGCGCAGUCGCGUACUAAUCACGCAUCGUGCACUAUUCUUAACAUAUACUGUGGCUACCCCACGUUGGGGAAAGGCAGUAUCUCCUCUACUUGUCAUUACAACUCCCAGUUCCCAGCCCCGGCCAGGGCUAGAACCGCCAUACGACUGCCGCUCAAUUGCAAAAUGCUCCGGGCGCUGUCGAGAGCAUGUCCAGAUUUGUCUGGCUGCUCGUCUUUGGUGAUGGUUCCAGGACGGCAAGUGGGCCUGGUUCACAUAUUGUGGCUCUUUUGUCUGGCGACGUGCCAUACAUUGCAUCCAGGUCUGGUAGCUCUAGGCUAUCGGGCGCGCCGACCGCGCCCCCAGCAUGGGAACUACACCAUCUUCCCUCCCUUGCGGAGGGCGAGCUUUCGCAUUUCCGAUCGUGGUAAUGUGAGAAGCCCAACGUCAAGAUGAUCGCGGCGAACUCAAUGAAACUACAAAAGGAUCGCAUCGCCCUUCUGGAUCGGCCCAACCCCCGAUAAUGGGAUAUAUCGACUUAUUGGUGUUUGAAGGUAU